Molecule: messenger RNA, 5041 nt
Organism: Hirundo rustica (Barn swallow)
Lineage: Eukaryota; Metazoa; Chordata; Aves; Passeriformes; Hirundinidae
Gene: ATP8B3
Product: ATPase phospholipid transporting 8B3
Exons: 27
Coding region: 18-3581 (1187 amino acids)
Biological process (GO): phospholipid translocation; Golgi organization
Cellular component (GO): plasma membrane
Molecular function (GO): ATPase-coupled intramembrane lipid carrier activity; ATP hydrolysis activity; magnesium ion binding
Source: RefSeq, a predicted model, not a curated record
CUGGCAGUGGUGCCAGCAUGGCUGAGCAGGACCCGGCCCCGGGCUGCCCACGUGGGAAGCAGCCAGCUUUCACCUGGGAGGUGAGGGCCAACGACCGCAGCUUCCACAGGCAGUUCAGGAGGAAAUCCGCCUUGUGCCUGAGCAAGAGGAAAUACUCGGGCAAUGCCAUCAGGACGGCCAAGUACAACCUGCUCACCUUCCUGCCCCUCAACCUCUACGAGCAGUUCCACCGCGUGGCCAACGUCUACUUCGUCUUCGUCAUCCUCCUCCAGACUUUCCCUGAGAUCUCCACGCUGCCCUGGUACACUCUGCUCUUCCCCCUGAGCUGCCUUCUCAUCAUCCGGGGGCUGCGAGACCUCGUCGAUGACAUUGGCCGUCACCGGAGCGACAGGAGCAUCAACAGCAGGCCCUGUGAAAUCCUGGCUGGGAGGAGGUUCCGCUGGCAGAAGUGGCGCGACAUCUGCGUCGGGGACAUCGUGCGGCUGCGCAAGGACAGCGUCGUCCCGGCCGACCUGCUCCUGCUGUGCAGCUCCGAGCCCAGCAGCCUGUGCUAUGUGGAGACCGCUGACAUUGACGGGGAAACGAACCUGAAGUUCAGGCAGGCCCUUCUGGUCACCCACCAGGAGCUGGGGAGCGAGGAGAGCAUGGCUGCCUUUGAUGGGCGAGUGACGUGCGAGGAGCCCAACAGCCGCAUGCACACCUUCACGGGCACCCUGCGCUGGCGGGGCCGCGCCCACGCCCUGGACGGAGAGCGCAUCCUGCUGCGGGGCUGCCGCCUCCGCAACACCGACCUCUGCUACGGACUGGUGCUCUACGCAGGCCAGUGUCCCCGCCCGGGGUUUGAUUCCAAGAUCAUGAGGAACUGUGGGAAGAUCAAGCGGAAGAAAACCAAGCUGGACCACCUGAUGGAUCGGCUGGUGGUUGUGAUCUUCCUGGUGCUGUUGGUGACAUCCCUGGGCCUCGCCGUCGCCUCUGGCUUCUGGGCCAGGACGUUCCAGGAGAAGCACGGAUACCUGGCUGCCCUCUACAAGCACACGAGCCCUGCCCAGCAGGCCUUCCUCAACUUCUGGGGCUUCACCAUCCUCCUCAGCGUCAUCAUUCCCAUGUCCAUGUACAUAACGUUUGAAUUCAUCUACCUGGUGAACAGCUGUUUCAUCAGCUGGGAUCUGGAGAUGUAUUACGGUGCCAAGGACAUUCCAGCCGAAGCCAGGAGCACCAGCCUCAGCGACCAGCUGGGCCAGGUCGAGUACAUCUUCUCGGACAAGACGGGCACCCUGACACAGAACAUCAUGACCUUCAAGAAAUGCUGCGUCAACGGGACCAUCUACGGUCCGGGCACAGGCCGUGAGGACAAACAGCCACCGGGCUCGGGGCUCACCUGGGGGCACCCCGGCCAGCAGAAGUCGGAUGUUUGCGAUGUGACGCUGCUGGAAGCCGCGCAGAGGGACGACAACCCGGUGCUGAGGGAGUUCCUGAGGCUGCUGGCGCUGUGUCACACGGUCAUGGUGGAGGACAGGGGCGACCAGCUGGUUUACCAGGCGGCCUCCCCGGAUGAGGAAGCGCUGGUGAUGGCAGCCAGGAGCUUGGGCUACGUCUUCCUGUCCCGGACACAGGACACCAUCACCAUCAGGGAGCUGGGCAGGACCAGGACGUACGAGGUGCUGGCCAUGCUGGACUUCAACAGCGACCGCAAGAGGAUGUCUGUCCUGGUGCGAGACCCCCAGGGCACCAUCCGGCUCUACACCAAGGGCGCUGACACCGUCAUCCUGCAGCGGCUGCGGCGGCGAGGGCCCAAUGAGACGCUGACCGAGAGGGCGCUGGAUCGCUUUGCAGAGGAGACGCUGAGGACGCUGUGCGUGGCCAGCAGGGAGGUGAGCGAGGCCGAGUUCCGCGCCUGGAGCCGCAGGCACGGCGAGGCCGCGGUGCUGCUGCGGGAGCGUGCCCAGGAGCUGGACAGGCUCUACGAGGAGAUGGAGCAGAACCUGCAGCUGCUCGGGGCCACGGCCAUCGAGGACAAGCUGCAGGAGGGAGUCCCCGAGACCAUCCAGCUGCUGAAACUGGGCAACAUCAAAGUGUGGGUGCUGACAGGAGACAAACAAGAGACCGCGAUGAACAUCGGCUACGCCUGCAGGCUGCUGACGGACGACAUGGAGAUCCUGGAGGAGAAGGAGGUCAGCGACAUCCUCCAGGCUUACUGGGACAGCAACAACAACCUCAGUGGCGGUGGGGACGCCCCGUGCAGCCGCCACCUCUCCCAGCAGCGCCCAGAGGCUCCGUGCCACAAGAGAGCCAUCGUCAUCAGCGGGGACUUCCUGGACAAAAUCCUCCACACGGGAGAGGUGCUGAAGGAGAAGAAGGGGUGGCCGUGGCCGUGGCUGUGCCGUGAUGGGCCCGAGGCCUCGCAGGACCAGGGAGGUCUGGUGGAGAAGGCCUUUGUGGAGCUGGCCACCAGCUGCCAGGCCGUGAUCUGCUGCAGGGUGACCCCCAAGCAGAAAGCCCUGAUGGUGCAGCUGGUGAAGAAGCACAAGAGGGCCAUCACCUUGGCCAUCGGGGACGGCGCCAACGAUGUCAACAUGAUCAAAACCGCGGACAUCGGGGUGGGCAUCAGUGGGCUGGAGGGGCUGCAGGCCGUGCAGUGCAGUGACUACGCCCUGGCCCAGUUCUCCUUCCUGCAGCGCCUGCUGCUCGUCCACGGCCGCUGGAAUUACCUGCGCGUCUGCAAGUUCCUCCGGUACUUCUUCUACAAGACCUUCGCUGGCCUCCUGGCCCAGGUGUGGUUCGCUUUCCACAGCGGAUUCACAGCCCAGCCUCUGUACGAGGGCUGGUUCAUUGCACUCUACAAUAUUUUCUACACUGCCUACCCGGUGCUGUCCGUGGGCCUUUUGGAGCAGGACGUGAGUGCCAAGAAGAGCCUGGAAUUCCCUGAGCUCUACAUGGUGGGGCAGCAGGACGAGCUCUUCAAUUACCGUGUUUUUGGUGUCACGCUCCUGCACGGGGUGGGCACCUCCCUCAUCAGCUUCUACAUCGCGCUCUGGGCCUUUGAGGACCACGUUGGCACCAAGGCCGUGGGUGACUACGAGUCCUUCUCUGUCACAGUGGCCCUGUCAGUGUUGCUGUCGGUCCUCGUGGAGAUUGUCCUGGACACCCAGCACUGGACGGUGUUGUCCUUCCUGAUGAUCACAGCCAGCCUGCUCCUCUUCUGCCUCUUCUCCUUCCUGACCCAAAGUGCAGAUGCCUUCAGGAUAGCCCCUGCCAUCUUCCGCUUCCCAGACGCCAGCUGGAACGCCCUGACCGACCCCUAUGUGCUGCUCGUGGUCCUGCUGUCCCUGGUGGUCAGCACCCUGCCCUCGCUCACCGUCCGUGCCUUCCGUGCCAUCCUGGGCAGAGCCAGCAGGCAGCAGAAGAUCCACCUGAAGGCCAAGCGGGAUCCGGAGCCCCCGGUGGAGCUGCGGUCCCACGUUCCCCGCGGCUCCUUCUGCCGCCGCUCCAGCUACGCCUUCUCCCACCAGGAGGGCUACGCCGGCCUCAUCACCCGCGGGGACAGCCUGCGUGCCAGGGCCAGCCCAAAGCAGUGCUGCUGACCCGGGCUCAUUAACCCAGCUCUGUAUUAAUUAAAUGUGCCGAUGGAGAGCAGCGGUGGGGCUGGGUGGGGGUGCAGCCCCUCACCCCUGCUCAUCCUCACCCACCGGGGACUGAGCUGCAGUGGCUGCACAGAGAACCUCGUUUUGUGUUCUCCACCGAGGGCUGGUGUCAAUCCUGUGGCUUUUCUGUCACAGAACAGGUCACAGAAUCCUGGAGUGGUUUGGGUGGGACCUUAAAGCUCAUCCCAUCCUCAGCCAUGGGCAGGGUCACCUCCACCAGCCCAGGUGGCUCAGACUCGAGCAGUGUAGCUUCAAGAUAUCCCCUAAUUUCUGGAGAGGCAGCCAGGCAUGAUUGAUUGAUUGAUUGAUUGAUUGAUCAUCUGCAGGUUUUUCUUCUCCUGCAGCCCUCCUUGUCACUCCCCACCGCUCCCAGCUCCUGCCUUUGCUGUCCCUGCACAAGGGGCAGUGUCCUCCAUGUGCCUUGCCACAUCUCCACACCACUCCCCCAGGUCUGCUGUCCCCACCUUUGGGGACAGCUUAUGGCCACAGGCUCUGCCAAAGUCCCAAAAAGCCCUUCUGGUGGGGAUGAGGGUAAGUUCUGCCUGGUGGCACAGGGGACACGUCCCACAGAGCCAGGGCCACCAGCAGUGGCUGCUGGAGAAGUGGUGUGUGAACAGCUGACUGGGUCACCCUUUUUAUGGGUUUUGGUUUUUAAUUAAAAGGACUUUUUAGCGUCUCUCUCCUAUCCUGGAAAUCUCCGCAGUGCCACAGAAGGUGAGAGAGGCACUGGAAGUUCCCGUGGGUCCCUUGGUCUGUGCCAGCAGCGCUCGUGCCGUGGCAAAAGGCACAGAGGGAGAAGAAAUUUGGGUAAAAAGGUGCACAGUUGGGUCAUCCACGGGGGCUUGGCCCUGCCUGCAGCACAUGUGAUUCGAUGGGUUUGUUUUACAAGUGCUUUGGCCUCAUCUGCUCUGGGUUUGUGAGAAUUAAAGUGUUUCCCUUGGACUCUGGCCAGAAAGGGCCUGGAUGGUGCCAAGAAAUAAAAGUCUUUCCUCUGGGAAAGCUCUCACUGCUGCAACUGCCAGGUGGAAAACAGGGGGGAGAAAACUUUCCCCAGUGUCCUGGACACGAUCCCUGAAUGUCCCAGGUGAGAGGAGUGAGGUGGUGAAAGGGGCAUGGGGAGGGAAGUGACCCCCUCAGCACCACAGGACACCACACACGCCCGGGUGAAUGACUAGAAAAUAAUUUAUUGAAGAAACAGAAAGCUGCAGAAAUACAACACAGUCAUGACAAGUAGAGGAUGAACAAAUAGAGAUUAAUUUUUUUUCUCUCUUUUAAAACCUGUUGACAGGCUGGAGUUAAGUUUCCUGAUAACUUCCCCUGCGUGAGUCAUUGCAAAGAACAAGGAACAAACUCCAGAGCACACAGCACAGUUUGGAUAAAGUGCCUGACACAUAAGACUC